CCUGUCUGUAGGGGAGGGGCAGUUUCGGCUGGAGUAUGCAAAGCGAGCAGCGUUCCGUGCUGCUGUUUGUGUGUGUGUGUGUUUGUGGAGGUGUUUCAGGACAUUUCCACGGCUUUCAAUAGUUUACAGUGUUCGCCAUGUGUACAGGUAAACUCGGUUCAGUUUUAAGGAAGUGUCUGCCUUUUGGUGUUGCUGUCGAGUGCGUGCGCGUGAGUGUGUGACGCUCAGAGCUGUUGCACCGAAGACGCGGUUUAUUAUCAUACCCCAGAGAAACGUCGACCAGGAGCUGAGGAAUAACGCGUACUGACGGUGCGCCUAGAGGUCGUGAAUACAACAUGCAUGCUGUUUAUUGAUGGCUAUAUUGACCAACAUGUUAAAGGACAUCUUAUAAGCUCUGGACUUAUAUGAAUAGGUUGUCUUUGAGGUGGCUGAUCAAAGAGUGCACUGAGGCAAGCAGCAUCAGCAUUGUGAGUGCUCGCACACAGGGGGAUGGAAGCAGUGGACCAGCCUAGUCUACCUCCCUGAUUCUCUGGGUGUGGUGGAUAUUGGUUUGAAGAUGAAUCGGCUCCCGUACUCGCCUUACACCUCGUGCCACGCUUCGUUUUGAGCCUCGAAGUGGAUUUAUUGGUACCUGUGCUCGGUUUCUCCUCCAGGAGGAUGGGGCUGCUGUGGACACUGCUGGCCUCCGCUCUGUUUGCCUGCAGCUCUGCUAUUCUAAUGGACUCCGUGGGAAGCCACAGCACGUUUACCUGUGAGCCCAUAGGGCUCCGUAUGUGUCAGGAUCUUCCCUAUAACACCACCUUCAUGCCCAACCUGCUCAACCACUAUGACCAACAGACUGCUGCUCUCGCCAUGGAGCUCUUUCACCCCAUGGUGAACCUGCAGUGUUCUCCAGACCUGAGGCCUUUCCUUUGUGCACUCUACGCCCCUGUGUGUACAGAGUAUGGUCGCAUGUCGAUGCCCUGUCGCAGCCUGUGUAUCCACUCAAAGAGAGACUGUCACAAGCUAAUGGAUAUGUUUGGCGUGUCAUGGCCUGAGGAGAUGGAGUGCAGCAGGUUCCCGGACUGUAGUGAGCCGUAUCCUCGUGCUGUAGACACGUUCACUACUCCGAAUGCCUCGGACGAGUUGCCUAUGACAGUACAGCGAGAUUAUGGUUUCUGGUGUCCUCGUGAGCUGAAGAUCGAUCCUGAGCUGGGUUACACGUUCCUGGGUGUGCGUGACUGCUCCCCUCCCUGCCCCAACAUGUACUUUGGCCAAAAAGAGCUCUCCUUUAUCCGCUACUUCAUCGGCAUCAUCUCCAUCGUCUGCUUGUCUGCCACACUCUUCACGUUCCUUACGUUCCUCAUCGACGUCACACGUUUCCGCUACCCCGAGCGGCCCAUCAUCUUCUACGCUGUGUGCUACAUGAUGGUGUCCCUCGUCUUUUUCCUGGGCUUUCUGCUGGAGGAGCGUGUAGCAUGUAAUGCAGCUAGUCCAGGCCAGUUCAGAGCCUCGACAGUGACUCAGGGCUCCCAUAACAAAGCUUGCACUCUGCUCUUUAUGGUGCUUUAUUUCUUUACCAUGGCUGGAAGCGUGUGGUGGGUAAUCCUCACGAUCACCUGGUUCCUGGCUGCUGUGCCAAAGUGGGGCAGUGAGGCCAUUGAAAAGAAAGCCCUGCUGUUUCAUGCCAGUGCCUGGGGCGUACCUGGUGUGCUGACUGUAGCGCUGCUGGCCAUGAAUAAGAUCGAGGGGGAUAACAUAAGCGGCGUAUGCUUUGUGGGUUUGUACGAUGUGCACACUCUGCGCUGGUUCGUGCUGGCUCCAUUGUGCCUGGACGUGCUGGUCGGCGUGUCUCUGCUCCUUGCUGGAAUUGUGGCUUUAAACCGGAUCCGCAUGGAGAUCCCUUUAGAGAAGGAGAACCAGGACAAGCUGGUGAAGUUCAUGAUCCGUAUUGGCAUAUUCUCCGUUCUAUACCUGGUGCCACUCCUGACUGUGUUGGGCUGUUACCUAUAUGAACAGGCAUACCGUCCAGUGUGGGAGACCACCUGGGUACAGGAUCGCUGCAGAGAGUAUCACAUCCCCUGCCCUUUUCAGGUGGAGCAGACGAGCAGACCUGACUUGGUUCUGUUUGUAAUGAAGUACCUGAUGGUGCUGGUUGUUGGCAUCCCGUCUGUGUUCUGGGUGGGCAGUAAGAAGACCUGCUUCGAGUGGGCCAGCUUUCUUCACGGUCGCAGACGCAAAGACAGUGCAGUGAAUGAUAGCCGUCAGGUUCUGCAGGAGCCCGACUUUGCUCAGGCUCUGUUGCGUGACCCCAAUACCCCCAUCAUCCGCAAGUCCCGUGGCACAUCCACACAGGGAACGUCCACCCACGCCUCAUCCACUCAUCUGGCCAUGUUAGAUGAUGUGCGCAGUAAAGCAAGCAGUGUCCACAGCAAGAUGAGCAGCUACCACGGCAGCCUGCACCGCACACGUGAUGGCAGGUACACUCCUACCAGCCACAGAGACAUGGAGGAGCAGCCGGCUUACGGGAGCAUGCCCCGCCUUAACGAGCAGCUCUCUCAUCACAGCAGCCUCCACUGCCUCGACAGCCAAUCACGCCACAGCAGUGUGCGGGACUUAAGCCAUCCUCCACCUACCAACUUAACCCACGGCUCCAGUAUGAACCGAGUGGUGGAGGAAGACGGAGCGAGCGCGUAAUCACUAGAGUUCAGUGUGCACACGACUCGACUCGCACCUGAACUCUGCGGAUGGAUACGGUGCGAGCAUGAAGCUGGUACGGUCUGUGUAUUUAACAUGUAGAGAAGAGCCUCUGGGAAAAUGUGCAUCAGUCCACACUGCCUGCGCUACACAAUACACCUUUGUACGCCCCGGUUCUUUGAUACUGUGAAAAUCCGAGCGAGUGACGGGGCAAGGUCACUCCAAAGGUAAAUCAGCGUUACUCUGCCCCCUGCUGAGGGACUGUAGACGCAUGUCUCAGUUAACCGAGUCACCUGCAGCUGUGCGGUGUCUUAGUGUCUUUCUCAUACGAUCAUCUCCAUGUGCCAGAUUCCACCGAGGAUCUUUUUCAGCACUCGAAGCAACAGAUAAAGCUGAAGCAGGAAGUAAAUCUCGGAAUUACAGGUACAAGAUGGAGCGAGUAAAGGAUUUACUCACGUUAGCGCUUGUGAUGUGUAUGUUUCUGUAUAGUGAUGAGCGUGUGUACUCCUCAGAAACCACAUACCGGAAAACCUCACUUCCACCAGACCUUCCAUUCCAUGCUGCGUCCGUCUACCUCAUCAGCACAGAGAUCCCAUGAAACAGUUAACUUCUGAUCACUGUCCUGUUCAUUAUUCUAUAGUGAGCCAUGACUGGCAAAGUGCAGCAUUCCCACUGUGCAUGUGUCUUAUCUAAAAUGUCCCAAGGGAAAGAAAAACAUUUUCUAUCUUUUCUUAAACUACUGAUGGUAUACUGAAACCUCUGUGGAUGCAACUAGUGUGAAUGAUUCCACAACACUGCAGCAGGUUACUGCUUCUAGUAGAGAAACGAGUUCCAGUCUGCAUGCUUUAUGCAAAAAGCUGGGAAAAGCCCUGAUCCUGUCUGACAUUCCUGUUGGUCACUUCAUUAUGCAAUGUGUGCUUCUACUGUAAGCAUGUAAAUGUGCAACACUAUAAUUAUUUUCUGCCUCCAGAUCCUUCUCUGGUACAGAAUUCAGAAUUUAAUACAUAUUUAUAUCAAUUUAUGAAUAUUUUGUAUUAUUUGAAGUGGUUUUUUUUUUUUUAUAUCGCUCAGUUCUGAGUCCUACUUUAGUUCAAUUGCAGUUAAAUCCAGACGUCUGGAUGAUUAUCCCCGAGUGCUUGUUUACCCGUCAGAAAAAAAUGAAUUCUCUUUGUGGUAUUUAGUGCCUGAAAAUGUGAAUGCGGACCUGAGAUUUGUGAAAUGACCGUGCUUUAACAGCUUCUCCAGUUUCUUUGCCUUCAGUCUCUAAAGUGUGCUCAAUGCUCCGAGACGCUCAACCGUCGUCUACACUGUAGAAGCCACCGAUUUUGUUUUGUAAAUGGAGGAAAUUUAGCACUUUAACUACGGCUAGCUGUUGACUGUAUAGAUAUUUCCUUUCUGUCGUAGGGUUGUGCAAAAUGUCGGAUUGUUUUUUUAAUAAAGAAAAAACUGCUCAUUAA
Messenger RNA from Silurus meridionalis, 4133 nucleotides. It is a transcript of the gene fzd3b, whose product is annotated as frizzled class receptor 3b. NCBI's taxonomy places the organism in Eukaryota, Metazoa, Chordata, Actinopteri, Siluriformes, Siluridae. The transcript is spliced from 7 exons. Gene Ontology annotation, biological process: canonical Wnt signaling pathway; non-canonical Wnt signaling pathway. Gene Ontology annotation, cellular component: plasma membrane. The record is from RefSeq and is a predicted model, not a curated record. Bases 658 to 2676 code for a protein of 672 amino acids. Gene Ontology annotation, molecular function: Wnt receptor activity; Wnt-protein binding.